This is a messenger RNA of Pseudomassariella vexata, 2842 nucleotides long. RefSeq lists its product as uncharacterized. The coding region runs from base 385 to 2490 and encodes 701 amino acids. Lineage: Eukaryota; Fungi; Ascomycota; Sordariomycetes; Amphisphaeriales; Pseudomassariaceae. Gene Ontology annotation, molecular function: phosphatidylinositol binding. The transcript is spliced from 2 exons. The record is from RefSeq and is a predicted model, not a curated record.
GCGUCAUCCCACCAGCUUGGUGCGAUUUCUCGUGGGCUGUACCAAGUCCCAAGCUGUGAAUCAACGCAUUAUUUGCCUCAUUCCACGGUUUCCAGCAGCCGAUGCUCCUCGAGCAAACUCAGUUGGUGUUGUCCAGCCACAGUACAUGUGCGCAAUACUGAAUCAAGGCAACGAACCCAACUCAACUUCUUCCUGAUACGCGUACGACCAACUGCACGAGUGGGCCGUAUAUACCUUGACCAAGCUAUUUUUCUCGCAGUUCAUGCCAUUUAAAACUAUCGUUCCUCGUCUUCGACAUUGACUUUCGGCGCUGCGAUUCUAUCCAAAAACCUUGAAUAAAUCUUUCUAAACGUAAUCUACACAAUCAAUUCUCAACCGUCGACCAUGGACGAACAUCCGGCUUCACUCAGACCUGGCCAAGGCCACAAGCCAACAUCCACCCAGGAAGACGUUUCCGCCAAGGAAGACGUUUCCGCCAACGCAGAUGUUCCCCUUUCACUUAGACCUGGACAAGGCCAUAUGCCACCGCCUGCCAGCGCAAAUGCGCCCCAAGCUGGUGCGCAGGGCCAAGACUCGAGCUAUUAUGACGAGAGUGCCAAUGCCCAUCCCUCCGAGCUUCCUGGCCACGAGCCAGAACAGUCGCAACAACAGCAAGCUCCAACCCAAGGCCCUACAUACACAAACCAGGAGCCUCAAUAUCAGCCGCAGAGCAAUCCACCAUCUGCGCACCCAGCCCAUCAGCAUCAAGUGUCAAGCUACCCGCCCUCAGCCGACCCGGGAAAGCAGUACGAGCCCGAGGACGAUCCGUCGGCGUAUCCUAAACCUCUAUACCACCGGGCUCACAGCAACCCGUCAUCAGCGCACCCAAAUCACCAAUCUGGGCAAGCUGGAAACCUUCCAGGGUCUGCACACCCAGAAAAUCAAGCCGCGAGCAUUUUGGGGUCUGCAGAACCAGAGCCUCAGACCCUGGGCAGUCCAAAAUCUGCGCAUGCCGCCGAGCACACGGUGCAAGCUGACGACAAUCCACCUGAUUACCAUGAAGAUCAGCAUGGAGUUGAGUAUAACCCAUUAUCUGUACAGGACGAAAAAAACCAGCAGACACCGGGCUAUUUCCCUCCUCCGCCUCCGGGACCUCCGCCAUCGGACCAGAAGCACGCCGAGCAGUUUUAUCCUCCCCCACCUCCCGGCCCGCCACCAAAUCAAAGCCAGGCGCACCCCAAUCCGCUCAAGUCGCAUCCGUAUGAAGACGCAAGCACAGAUGCGCCUCCGCCGGGCUACUCCCCGCCACCGCCAGGUUUUCACGUCCCAAGUGACGCGAAACCCCCAGCUUUGCCUCCUCGACGGAGCCCGAGUCAAGGGCAGUCAUCGGCCUAUGUCCCUGCGCCUGCCCCUGGUCCAGGGAGUCACAGCGCUGUACCACCCACUGAUCAUCAGGCACAAGCGAGCGGAAGCCAUGUUCCUGCUGCUGCCGCUGCCGGUGUUGGACUUGGAGCCGGAACUGGGGCUGGAGCCGGAGCGCCUUCGGCUGGAGCCGAUGGCAAGACUAAGAAAGGUUUCGGCGAGCGACUUUACCAAUGGGGCGUCAAGGCCGGCGUGCCUAUCAACAAGGUGACCAACAAGCUUGGCUCAGAGGCAUUUUGGCCGACGACUAUGGACAAGGAGUGCGAUAAGGGCGCACGAAUUCUGAAAUCCUUCUGCAAGGAUGGCUUCUACACCUCGAACUUGAACUACCCGCCUCCAUCUCCCGGCCAUCCAACAACCCCUGGCCCUAGCACAAAGGGCAAAGCGCUGGUCAAGAUACCCCCCAAGGCUGUGCAGCAAGCCAAAGGCAUAGCCAUCUUUACCACUUUGCGCACCGGUCUGCACAUCUCAGGCGCCGGCGGCUCCGGCAUCGUCGUCGCCCGUCUCCCAGACGGCUCAUGGUCGCCACCCUCAGGCUUCUUAGUACACACCCUGGGCGCAGGCUUCAUGGUCGGUCUGGAUAUCUACGAUUGCGUCUGCGUGCUCAACACCGAAGCGGCGGUCCAGGCCUUCAUCAAGCCGCGCCUCAGCCUUGGUGGCGAGGUAGCUGUCGUCGCGGGUCCCAUCGGAGCAGGCGCUAGUCUGGAAGGUGCGCUCAAGGGCGGGAAACCCGUUUGGAGCUACAUGAAGAGCCGGGGGUUUUACGCCGGCGUCCAGGCGGACGGGACGAUUAUCAUAGAGCGGCCCGGCGCGAAUGCGGAUUUCUACGGGGAGAAGGUUUCGGUGGAGCAGAUUUUGAAAGGGAAGGUGAAGGAUUCGGGUCCACUGGCCACGGGUAAGGAUGGGGUGGUGAUGUGGCCCACGGGCGCAAAACAGUUGAUGGAGGUUUUGCGGGCGGCGGAGGGGAAGAGUGCGGAUGAGACGGUGCUGGGCCAGGUGGCAGGGCCAACGCCGGGGGAUUUGGCGGGCACAGAGGGCGUGCACAAGGAGAAGGAUGAAGAAAUGCAAGGUGGGGUCAAGUUUGCCUAGUUUGUUCUUUAUCGGAUGACCUGGAAGCAUGGAUGGUACGGGGUCUCUUUUGCUGACGUCGAGUGGUUGGUGGACGGGUGGGUAAUACUAGGAUAAUCGCGCCGUGAUGAGUAAGUAGGCAUGAGAAGCGAGUAAAGCACCUACUGAAUACUUGGUCUUGAAAUCAAUUUCAGGCUUAAUUGCAACUGUUCCCAACCCAGCGAAUUUAUGCGCGAUAUUCUGCACUCAGAAACACGACAUACUGCUACAAGUAUUCGUCUGACCCAAUAACAGGAGACAAUCAACGUAUCGCUUAAAUGUGGAACUAAAAGACUCGGGACGUGUGAAAUCAGCGUUUGUAUCCUCUAACACA